CUAUCAACUAUGUUGGACGCUAGGUCAUCCAUGUUGGUCUACAUACUUCCACUCACUCUCUUAUUCCCAAUUGAUCUCAAUUAUGGGAAGCAAUCAGAAACUUCACUAUACCCUCUACAAAAACCUUCAGAAGCGUCACAAACCGUCAACGAAGGAUUAUCAUCGGCUUUUGCUGUGCGCACAGCUUUGUCCGUCACCUUCAGGCCCACGACUACAGCACCAGCCUCUCAAGAUUCGGUUCUUGCCACAAAUGAGCUGUCUGAAGCGAACCCUAAAACGAAGCCAGAGAUCCAAAGGCCGAAAUUCACCUGCCCUGAAAGUGAGGACAGAGACGAAGAUAUUUUCUUUUGCGAUCACUGUGGCGGUGCGAAAGAUGUGACACCGUGGACGAAUGACGGUGAACCGAAUGCAAAGUGCUCUGGGUUAUCGGACGGAAUGUGGGAAGACUGUCUCUGCUACGAAGAGCCACCACAGCAGGUGUUUCCACUGGAGAGAGGAAAGGUAGACAUGAGGAGGAAGGGGCAGAAGUAA
Molecule: messenger RNA, 531 nt
Organism: Periconia digitata
Lineage: Eukaryota; Fungi; Ascomycota; Dothideomycetes; Pleosporales; Periconiaceae
Source: the annotation of a GenBank genome assembly